Molecule: messenger RNA, 1268 nt
Organism: Toxotes jaculatrix (banded archerfish)
Lineage: Eukaryota; Metazoa; Chordata; Actinopteri; Toxotidae
Gene: grem1a
Product: gremlin 1a, DAN family BMP antagonist
Exons: 2
Coding region: 121-660 (179 amino acids)
Biological process (GO): animal organ morphogenesis
Molecular function (GO): receptor ligand activity; BMP binding
Source: RefSeq, a predicted model, not a curated record
CCUCAGUGUGUCAUUCAUAAAGCCACUACAGAGGAGGCAGGAGCUGAAGAAGAAACACAUGUUGUUACCUAACUGACUGACUGGAUAAAGUUUUCUAGUGCGGCGCUUAAAUAAACAGUAAUGAGGACACCGUCAGAACUGAUCUCUGCAGUAGUUUUGACGCUGCUGCUCAGCUCGUUGGGGAGUACAGAUGCAGCGACCUUUCAAAGCGCUUUACCACAUCCAAACAAAUACAAUCCAAAUGAAUCGGAGAGAUGUCUACAACCCCCCAUCGGUGGACUAAUUUCCCGCGGCCCGGGCCCCGUAACCUCUACAGACGAAGUGCUGGAGUCCAGUCAGGAGGCGCUGCAUGUAACGGAGCGUCGGUACCUAAGACUGGACUGGUGCAAGACGCAGCCGCUCAAGCAGACCAUCCACGAGGAGGGCUGCCUGAGCCGCACCAUCAUCAACCGGUUUUGCUACGGACAGUGCAACUCCUUCUUCAUCCCGCGGCAUAUUUACCAGGACGGAAACGCCUUUGAGUCCUGCUCUGCCUGCAAACCUAAAACCUUCAGCACCGUCACGUACACCCUCUUCUGUCCGGGACAAACACCAAGCACCAGGAAGAAACGGGUGCAGCGCGUAAAGCAGUGCCGCUGCACAACGAUAGAUAAGGAUUAGACGCAACCAUAUGCCGGCCGAUACUAUUCUCCUCUGUGGGAGGAAAAAUGCAGCUUUGCAAAAAUAAAAAAAGGGAAAGUUGCUUCAACACAUGAGGAAAAAAAGUGUUUAGGAACUUACAUGAGCCUUUGCUAUGGUUUUAAUGGGUUGAGGAUAUUCAGCAAUACACAGCUCAUUGCUGAUAAAAUAAAUAAGUGGUUGAUUCAGGUGUCAAGUUCUCUCUAAGCUGAUAGUGUAUUAAUUAUUUAUCACACUGACCAAAUAUCUUGUCACUAAUCAGUCAUUUCUUCCAGAAAGGCUUUUUUUGUUUAACAAGUUUAGAAGAUUUGCUGGCAGUUGGUUUUCGAUGCAGGGACUGAUGAUCUUGAGUGCCAAAGACAUUGAGUUUAAGCUACAUUAUUACGUUGUAAUGCUAGUAGACAUGCAGGCCAGUGGAUGUGUGGGACUUGUAUCUAAGCAUGAAAUGUAAGAGGACACGUUCCAAGGACUUGGAUGGUUUUAUUGUUUCCACUGUGUGGGAUGUAAAGCUGAAGGUUUUCAUGAUUUUCUGACAACCUGCACUGCUAAAUGCCACUUCAUUUUACGACUGUGUAUAAUUUGUGUAUCAU